UAUUAAAUAAAUAAUUAUAGUAAAAUAAUUAAUUAUUAAUUAAUAAAGUUGGUGCGUGUUUGACUGUUGUCCUUGCCGCAAAGUUUGUUGCAUGGCUGCGGCGAGUUGCGGUGCAGUUCCAGAAUAAACCCAGUGCGACCGACGACGGUGACAUUUAAAGUUUUGUGGUUCCACGAAAGCCACGAAUUAAAGCCUUUGGAAUUAACUUAGAAGAUUUUAAUUACUAAGUAAAAGUCAAACAAAAGCGGCAACACUUACAGAAGUUUAUAGUGCGAAAUUCCCAAAGUAGUUGGGCACUUAAUAGCAGCCCCUCUCCAACAGAAUCAAAAUGUGUCGCUACAGAUGGAAAGUGUUAAUUGCAGUCGUCAUUCUAUGUGCUUCCCAUUUGAGUGUGAUCAAUGCUAACAACAUCAUCAAUGUGAGCACAAGUUAUUAUCACAAUCAAAACCACACACCUACGGUGCGUCAAUAUGCGAUCAUAAACGGUAGCAAUCUGAUUUUGCCUAUUAGAACGCAUUAUGCCGCACGUGUGGUGAGUGAGUUGCAGGACAAUCGAAAAGUACCGACUAUAAGUGCAGUAGCUGAUGAUGAUGAUGAUAUACUACGACGUCCACCGAGUUUUGAAAGUCACUUGGAAAAGUCGUCUGUCAUUUAUGCACUCGCGAAAUUGGCAAAUGAGAGCAAUGUCAAUGCAGCAUGCCACACACAAUUGAAGCAAAUACAACGCGGUAUUUUGCGCAGAUCGCCAUGGGCAAUGAAAGUACUUGAUGCUUCAGGCACUAAACCAUCUGGCUUUGUUUUUGGACAGAACUUUUGGUUGGGCAGUCGUGAAUCUUGCAAUGCUGCACAAAAUCCGGUCUCAAUAACGCUUUCCAAAAAUUUUGAGCGUGUAAUGCACUUCGGCAUUAUAACGGAACGUGCACCGUUCGAUAUGAACUAUGGCGUGGUUUACCUGCGUCACAAUUCUCCGUGGCAAGUUGAGAUAAAAUUGAUGUCUGAAAAAAUCAUACACGUGGGCUUGUGCUUGCCCAGCACUUGCCAGUCAAGUGAAAUUCAACAGCUUACGACAUAUUAUGUGGAACGCGGCUUAUUUGUGGAAAAUGAUAUUUACGAUAUACGCCCAGAAGUUGCUUACAUGAAAGACUUAAAGCUCAACGAAAGCUUUUAUCAACGUAAAAGCUUAAAAAUGCUUUGCACGCUUUUACUUUUUACUUCAGCAAUGAUGUUGUGUGCUUCAUUAUUGCGUGAGAAAUCAACUCCAGCGGAAGCGGAAAUUGUGAAAGAAAGCGGAGAUAUAGAAGAAAAGUUGAAACAGGCAAAUCCUGAAAUUAGAGCUACUAUUGAUUUGAUAGAACCUGAUGUGUUGGAUAAAAUGAAAGAUUUUGUUAAAUGCUUUGAUGUGCAGGAAAAUUAUGAAAAACUUGUAGCCACAAAGGAACCAACCAAUGCUUCAAAGGAUAUACCAGUUAUUAAUGGCUUGCGUUCAGUGUGUGCUAUUUGGAUAAUGAUCUUUCAUGUGGUUUGGUUCAUGUACUUCACAGUGAAUAAUAAAACAUUCUUGAUAUCCUACGCGGAGCAAAUAUUCUUCCAAUAUGUCAGUUCGGCACCACUGUUGGUAGAUGUGUUCUUCACAAUAAGUGGUUUCCUGCAAGUAUACAAUUUCAUGCGAAACACCAAGCAAAUGGAUCAGAUACGCAAAAAUAGUUUGACGCAAAAUUUGAAGCAAUUCUUCAAAUUAGUAUUCCAUCGGUAUUUACGAUUGGGACCACUUUAUCUUGUCAUCUUAGCAGCGGUGGAUGUAUUAUAUGCAUAUAUAGCCGAUGUCUCAGUUUAUCAUAUAAACGAACGCUUCGAUGAAAUGUGUUCCCAACAUUGGUGGCGGAAUUUGCUCUUCAUACAGAAUUUCUUUAAACAUUUAGAUAUGUGCGCCAAUUGGACUUGGUCAUUGGCUUGUGAAAUGCAAUAUUUUCUCUUAGCAACAAUUUUACUUUUCAUAUAUGCAAAACAUCCAAAAUUUGUUAAAUCCACUGUGGUAACAUUAUUUGCUGGAAAUGUGCUGUGGACCUACUGUAUUGGUUUAAAUUCAAAGUUUCAAUUAUCAUUCGAUGCAGCGUUUGCUACUGGCACAGAAAUUUACAUAAGCCCAUUCGUACGAAUAUUACCCUAUAUUAUGGGUGCUGUAUCAGCUUGGUACUUAUUUGAGCGUCAACAGGAAGAACAAACCCAACGGAUUGAAAUUAGUGAAACCAAAGAAAAGUGUUGUUGGAAUUUGUCCAUUUUAGUGUUUUUCGUUUGUAUUUAUUCGACUAUUAAACGUGAUAUAUCCUACUUAUUUUCGAUUUCGUUAUUCGUUAUUGGACGAUAUUUUUUCUCACUUACUAUUUGUUGGAUGAUUGUGGGCAGUGCUACUGGACGCGGUAUUUGGUGGUCUCGCAUAUUGGAAGCUAAAGUCUUUCAACAUGUGAAUCGUUUAUCCUAUGCAAUUUAUUUAUUAAAUCCAUUUGUGAUAGGGUUCUUCUUUAGCUUCACCAAUGUAAGCACUCAUGCAGAUCCUUUUAUGCUGUGCGUUCUAACUUCAGGUUUUGUUGUUAUAGUCUACUUAGCAGCAAUUGUGUUUUCUCUUGCCUUCGAGAUGCCUUAUAGCAAUUGGUCCAGCCUUCUAUCGAAGAGGCGAACCAAGCUUAAAAGCGCCUAAAUAGAUGCUCUAAUAGUCUUAAUAACGUUUUGUUAUGAUGUAAAAAUAUUUAAUCUUUAAUGUUUUAAUUUAAAGUAAAACUUUUGUAGAUUUGUUUUAUUUAGUUUAAUAUCAAUACUACUAAUAAGUUUCUAUUCUCCGGAACCUAGCAACGUUUAUUUUUAAUUAUAAUAUAAAUUUGCCUUGCAUUGUGAUUGUGAUUAUAACUCAUCAUAUUUAAGUUAAUAUAUAAGCUCAUUUGUUAAUUUAAUUAAUAAUUACUUAAUUUUUAAUAAUUAUUUAAUAGUUAUAAUUGUUUCAACUUCAUACAAAAUCUGUAAAUGGUUUAUAAUAUUUUUAUAUA
Molecule: messenger RNA, 3038 nt
Organism: Teleopsis dalmanni
Lineage: Eukaryota; Metazoa; Arthropoda; Insecta; Diptera; Diopsidae
Product: nose resistant to fluoxetine protein 6-like
Exons: 7
Coding region: 329-2695 (788 amino acids)
Molecular function (GO): acyltransferase activity, transferring groups other than amino-acyl groups
Source: RefSeq, a predicted model, not a curated record